CAGUUAUGCACAGACCAUCCUAACGUUUCCUCAGUUUCCCUCAGUGCUUCUACUCUCCGCAGCGUUGUCAUUCAAUGGCUUCCCUAGAGAUACCCUCCAGACCCCCGCCACAACCUAUUCAUCCAAGCUCUUCAGGACCAUCAGUUUCUGCCUACAGGAUGGAAUCUCGCCACCAUGACGAACACCUCAACCCGAGAUUCUUCAUAGGGCCAAUGCCUGAGAAGGUCUUACCAGACCCAGAAAUACUGUCGAGCAACAAGAAGGGGAAAAAACACGCUAAUCUUCUUCGAGGACUUGACGAUUCAGAACAAGACGACGUACAACUUGCUCAAAUCAUCAAGGAGAAUGCAUUUGCCUUUUUCUUGCAUCAAGGAGGUAGGGAGGAGGACUGGGGUGAGGAUAAAGAGCGAUGCGUUCGUCGAGAAAUGGCACGUCGAUGGCGAGAGAGUACUUGGGUGAUCCUCAUGAAGAAUCGUCGCGAGGAGAAGCAAAAACGGAUACCCAAUCGUUGGAUGGGAUCUAGUUUUGAAAUCGGUGAAAUAGCUGGAAUCAAUGUCAUCAGUGAAGCCGCCGCAGUACGUUCUCUGGUCUCCAGCACCACUUCCUUCCAAUCUAGUUGCAACGAAACAACAGUACCGUAUCUGCCUCUGGAUGCGGCCAUAAGUCAGAUCUCUUCGCCAUCUAAUCCCUCAGAAAGGCCAGAGGCUUCAAGGGUUCUAUCUUCAGGACAGCAGACAUUUGUAACUGCUCCAUCAGAGCCUCAGCCCAGUUCCUCACAAGCGAAGAUUGACGUUGAAGUCGAAACACAACACACCCACUCUCCCACCUUUUCUGGAGAUCCCCGUACUUCCUCUCAAACCCCAUUACUUUCUCCACCUUCUCUGCCAGCAUUGAACUCAUCACGUAGCGACAGGCAAGAAACUCCCAGAAGGCCUAUUAUCAAGCUUCCCUCACUUGUCCGAGGUGACCCUCCAAAGGACAAGGGCAAAGGAAAGAAGGUUCAUUACGACUUAUCGCCAGUAACCCUUACGUCGAACGGGCCUCGUGAACCUGCACCUCCGAGCGAGGUCCUGCAGAGAUCAGGGGAAGAAGUGCAAGAUACAAGCGCAGGAGCAAUGAGCGCGUCUGUGGAUGUUACCGACCUCCAGUGGGGCGACGUUGUUAUGCGAGAUCGCAUGCUCGUUCGAAUCUUCUCCUCUCAGCUAUCUGCUCUUCCACGGUUUUUCGACGAGCAUAAACAUCGGCAGACAAGAAAACUUUACUACGAGGAUUGGCAAGAGUUCAUGAUUGUUUGGCGGAUGGACCGCAUCGAAUUCUACGAAAACUACACCAUGCCUGGUGAAGAAUGGGUUAGAGGACACAAGAACCUUUCCUAUAUCAUCCCUCUCAAGUCCGGCAGAACCAAGCUCUCGAUAUAUUCGUUUGUGGACCUCACAUUCUGUAUAACUUGUCCACCUACGUCCAGACGUUAUAACCCCACAACGCGGAAAUGGCAAAUUCACAUCUCUAAAGAGGGCACGUUCGUAUAUAUCUUCAAGAUCAAAUGCCGUUCUAGGGCGUACGACUGGACGUGGCAGUUAUGGCGUCAUCUCGGUGGUCAACUUCCUCCCACCAUUAGUGUUCGGAAUCCCCGUGUCGAUAGUAAAGUGAACAUCGAUAUGCCGGCAGUUGAUACGGCGGAAGUCUAUAAGGUGUUCACGAGGGACAACGUUAUUGCAUUGUGCUAUGAGAAUCUUCGUUCUGUACAGGACUGGAAACAUAUAAUUGAAAAACAAGUCGCGCAAGGGCGGGUUUUGGAACUGGCCUGGAGAAGAGAAACUCAUCUUGAUUGGAUUUGGCUAGAUGACGAUGUGGAUGGCAAACGAAGGAAUUGGGCCGUGCUUUGUGGACUGGUGUUAAAAGAAUCCACCGUUCCCGCGCAUUUGGAAAUUCGGCUUGGAGAACACUCCCCUAGGUUUUUGUUUCUGAAGAACGGGACUCGUCUUGAGGAACCUCCAGCGGUGGAAGGAUACGUAGACCGCAUCAAACCCUUUGGACAGGCGAGACAGUCGAUUUAUCUUAGCGUUCAUGACGGGAAUCUUUUCACCUUGAUUCCGGCGCGUGCAAACCCACCUACUCCUAUUGGCCCUUUUCCUUUGACUCGAAGUACCACCGAACAUUAUUCGGAGUCAUUGCGUCAAUCAGAGGUUCGAAGAGGUGCACGACAGAUCUUGAACGCGAGCGGGGUUGCGGAUCUGAGGAAAGUAUUGGUGGUGAGACGCGCGAGUCAUCCCGUUAUACAACAUCAGCAUAAUCUGAAGGAGGAGCCGGAGGAUGAGAAUUGGGUUCAUACGUGGUCUGAAGGGGAGGUAUCCGCUGAGGAUGAUGAAGAUGAGGGUGGGGACGGUAUGUUACAGAAGGUGACGGCCGAAGAUAAACCUAAGUUGAGAAUGAGAAGAUCGUUCGAACUGUUCUUCAAGAACGGGCAUGUCGUGAGAUUUGAGGCAUAUUCCUGCCGUUAUGCCAUUGAAUGGGUUCAACGCCUCAGAGAGCUCGUUCACUUUUGGAAGCUCAGACAUCGGAAUGACGCCCGUGAUGAAAUGGAUCUUGCUCAAGCUCUCCGUCCUCGUGUAACGCCGAAGACAUAUCAGGAGAAAGACCGGGUGAUUUACCCUGAACCACCUCCCGACCUCUCCUCUCCUAUGCCUGCGCUCGGAUUACUCUACAAUUGGUGUGUUUUGGAGGGAUGUAAACCCAUAGUGAGGGGAGGCAAACUGUUCAUGCGUCAGGGAUUGCGUGGACAAUACAAGUUGGUGCAAAUGUUCAUCGUCUCGGAGAGUAUUGUCCAGUUCCAUAUCAAGCCUAAUAAUUCCUUGAGUCGCUCAGAGGCAAAGAGGAUAAAUCUGAUGGAUGCCUACGUUUGCUCCGGAUACUUUGCGGCGCAAGCACUACCGAGCGGACAAUACAAUGCCAAUGCCAACAAUGAAGCACGUCGUUAUCAGGAUGGCUUGGAGGCCAAUGAUCCCGAAGAAGAUAGGCUCUUUAUGAUUUGGUAUAAAUCACAUACAAAGAGCCAAGAGAUGGCAACAAAGGAUGCAUCCGAUGCCUCUCUUGCUUCUUCCCCCCCUGCCCCACCCUUGGAUGCUCGGAAGAAGAAAAUGGCGGUAUUUCGUACGAGAAGCAAGUUGGAGAGGGAUGCGUGGUGCUGGGCGUUAAAUUGCGAGAUUGAGAAAAUUGCGAGAACACGGAGAGAUAGGGAGACGAAGAUGAGAGAGACCGGCGGACUGAUGAAUCUCUAGAUUUCUGUCGCGAUGACUGUUCAUAUUGGCACAUGUUAUUCACGGACAUUCGUUUGGACGGGACUUCACAUACCUGCUAUACUACAAUUAUACACUCUAUCUAGUACUACACUGUAUAAUUUUUUUUCAUUUUCCCCCUUAUGCCAUGUUCGGUAAUUCAUAGUGGUACCGGUGCACCAAUGGCGUUGGGAGGU
This is a messenger RNA of Marasmius oreades (fairy-ring Marasmius), 3472 nucleotides long. RefSeq lists its product as uncharacterized. The transcript is spliced from 7 exons. The record is from RefSeq and is a predicted model, not a curated record. Lineage: Eukaryota; Fungi; Basidiomycota; Agaricomycetes; Agaricales; Marasmiaceae. Bases 75 to 3278 code for a protein of 1067 amino acids. Gene Ontology annotation, cellular component: prospore membrane. Gene Ontology annotation, biological process: protein localization to prospore membrane; ascospore-type prospore membrane formation.